Meloidogyne enterolobii is the source of this 1144-nucleotide messenger RNA. The record is from the annotation of a GenBank genome assembly. NCBI's taxonomy places the organism in Eukaryota, Metazoa, Nematoda, Chromadorea, Rhabditida, Meloidogynidae.
UUCGACCGAGGACAGUUUCUUGGAUAAUUGACAAAAACAUUUAAAAACGAUUAUGGAUGAAUUUUGAAAUAUUAAAAUGUGCAAAUGAGUUUCCCUCUUUUUAGUUUCAACCCGAGCAAAAAAACGUGUUUCUAAUAAUUUAGGAAAAAUAUGGAUUAUCGUGUAAUUAUCGUGUAAUUGGUGGUCUAAUAAUUUGUGUCAGUUAUUGAAACGAUGAAAUGUCCUAUAAAUUAUGAACUGUCCUUCCCCCUUCCCCCCUUCAAUAAUGUUUUUAUUUCGUAAUAAAGUUUUAUUAGAAUUUAUAAUAAUGAACGGAACGCCUAAGCGAUUGCAAUUUUUGCCACCACAAACACGUGAUAAUUUUGUUUUGCGGAUUAUUAAAAGUUCAUUUCAUGCUAUUUUUAUUUGGAUAUUUAAUGUCUACAAUUUUACAAUGUUAUUUGUUAAAAAACAAUACAGAAAGGUUAAAAAGCAACAAUUUGUUAAAUAUAGUGUUAUUCCCCUUUCACCAUUAACUGCACAAAGACUUUGUUUUGUGCGGCGUAAAAUAAUGGUGCUUGAUUUAGAUGAGACAUUAAUUCAUUCACAUCAUGAUGGACUUCUCCGGUCGACUGUUAAACCUGGAACACCUCCAGAUUUUAUUAUAAGGGUAACUAUUGACAAUCAACCGGUUAGGUUCUUUGUCCAUCUUAGGCCGCAUGUUGAAUUUUUUUUGUCAGUUGUUAGCUGUUGGUUUGACCUUGUUAUAUUCACUGCUUCAAUGGAAAUUUAUGGGGCUUCUGUUGCUGAUAAAUUAGAUCAAGGACGUGGAAUUUUACAAAGGCGAUAUUUUCGGCAACAUUGCACCCAGGAUUACAAUGGAUACACAAAGGAUUUGGCUGCUGUUCAUCCAGACCUUUCUUCAAUAUUUAUUUUGGACAAUUCUCCAGCUGCUUAUCGGAACUACACUCAAAAUGCCAUUCCAAUAAAGUCCUGGUUCAGUGAUCCGUCGGAUACUUGUCUUUUAAAUAUUUUACCUUUUUUGGAUGCUUUAAGAUUAACUUCUGAUGUUCGCUCAAUUUUAGGUCGAAAUUUACAUCACCGGACACAACAAUUACAAUUAAUGCAACAACAACAACAAUUUAGUUGUUUUCCUUCUAGAUGA